Molecule: messenger RNA, 1575 nt
Organism: Lathyrus oleraceus (garden pea)
Lineage: Eukaryota; Viridiplantae; Streptophyta; Magnoliopsida; Fabales; Fabaceae
Product: F-box/FBD/LRR-repeat protein At1g13570
Exons: 5
Coding region: 203-1474 (423 amino acids)
Molecular function (GO): protein binding
Source: RefSeq, a predicted model, not a curated record
UAAGGGUAUUUUGGUCCAAACUCAUUAUUUCAUUAUUUUUGUAGAGAUAGCUAUAAACGAUGUGGUUAUGAGGUAUAAUUUUCGGAAAAGAAUGUCCAUUCUUCUCUCUUCCCUCAACAGUUCGGUGUUCGCAUUUGCUGCUACCAUCAAAUCUAGGAAUCGCUCUGAUUUACCUCGCUGGAACUACUCGGUAUCUUAAAAAAUGAGAAGGGAGCAAUCUCAGUCUCUUUGUGUAACAGAUGUUGAGCCCGAUAUAUUAAGUGGCUUACCGGGUCUUAUAAUAGACCAGAUUCUCUCGCAUUUGCCAAUUAAGGAAGCAGUGAGAACAAGUAUUCUAUCUACCAAAUGGAGGUACAAAUGGGCCACGCUUCCGAAUCUUGUGUUCGAUAGUCAAUGUUUGUCUGAAGGUUCAGAUGACCUUUUAGUUAUCAAGAACAAGCUUUCAAGAAUUAUUGAUCAUGUACUUUUACUCCAUUCUGGGCCAAUCAAAAAGUUCAAGCUAUCGCAUCGCGAGCUCGUUGGUGUGACUGAUAUCGAUAGGUGGGCUCUUCACUUAGCUAGAAGGCCUGUUAACGAGUUUGUGCUGGAAAUCUGGAAAGGGCAACGUUAUAAGAUACCUUCGUGUUUAUUUUCUUGUCAAGGUUUACAUCAUUUAGAAUUAUUUAACUGUUGGAUUAAACCGCCAUCAACAUUUAAAGGCUUUAGGAACUUGAAGAGUCUUGAUCUGCAACAUGUUACAUUGGCUCAAGAUGCUUUUGAAAACUUGAUAUCCAGUUGCCCUUUGCUUGAACGAUUGACGCUAAUGAACUUCGAUGGUUUUAACAAUCUUAAUAUUCAUGCCCCAAAUCUUCAGUUUUUUGACAUUGGGGGUAAAUUUGAGGAUAUUAGCUUUGAGAAGACUUCUCAAUUAUCUGUGGUAUCCAUUGGUCUGUAUGUGAACUUCGAAAGCAAUCAAAGUAGAUUGCAUGGACGCUCUAGCAAUUUAGUCGAAUUUUUAAUCCAUUUACCUCAUAUUCAGAGGCUGGAGAUUCAAAGCUAUUUUUUGAAGUAUUUGGCUCUGGGGGUUGUUCCAGUAAAGCUUCCCGCCCCUUGCACUCAUCUAAGUUUUCUUUCCUUACGCAUAAACUUCAAUGAUUCAAAGGAAAUUUCAGCUGCUCUUUGCUUGUUGAGAAGCUCACCUAAUCUACGAGAACUAGAAAUAUUGGCACGGCCUGAGGAGCAGUCUGUUGCACAUUUUUGGGAAGAUGUCUAUUUGGAUUGGCCAGUCAUGCGAGUGCAACAUGUGAGAAUAGAUGGCAUCUGUGGCAUCAAACCUGAAUUAGACUUCAUCAGCUUUCUACUUUCAUAUUCUCCCGUGCUAGAAAGGAUGGCUGUGAAACCUGCUUUAAACGUCGGACCAGAGUUGGUGAAAGAACUAUUGCGAUUCAGGAGAGCCUCGGGACGAGCUGAAGUUAUUUAUCUGGACUCUGUAUGAUGGUUUUUUUAUUCCUCAGAAAAUUCUCCUGUAUAUGUGGGGAUUAUCCCCCUCAUUAUGUAACUUUGCAUUUGAUUAUUGCGUGUUUUCUUCCUCUCUCA